UUCUUCCAAUGACUGAGACGUCAAUCACCAACAAUUUGUCAUCUUCUUCAUCUGAUAAACAAUCGGGCCCUAAACCCACUUCGUCGCUAAAGCUAUUUGGCUUUUCACUGACCGAGCAAGACGAGGUUCCGGAUAAAGCUGGAUAUUUCGGUGAAAGCAGGAGAUUCCAGUGCCCGUUUUGUCGCCGGGUAUUCGCAAAUUCACAAGCACUUGGCGGGCAUCAAAAUGCUCACAAAAUAGAGCGUCGAAGAGCAAGGCGAACCCAGUUUCACACCCAUCAUCAUCAUCAACGGUACUUGGCAGUUGCGCCGCCCGUUUUAACCGUCGUCCAUGCUGUAAGGUCGACGCCGCCGGGGUUCACAACCACCACCGGCGGUAAAUUCGUGUCGCAACGGCCACAGCUGGUUCGUUCGACACCUUGUGAUCAGUGCCGCCCUGGGAUUUACAUGGCGCCGCCAUUGUAUUUCGCAGCAUCAGCUGCAGAGGCGGACGUAAACGUUGAUCUUCAUCUUAAACUAUCCCCUUCAGGUUGUUAGAUAUGAAUUGUAACAAGGAUUUUAAUUAACCCCUUCUUU
Molecule: messenger RNA, 575 nt
Organism: Hibiscus syriacus
Lineage: Eukaryota; Viridiplantae; Streptophyta; Magnoliopsida; Malvales; Malvaceae
Product: zinc finger protein KNUCKLES-like
Exons: 1
Coding region: 9-536 (175 amino acids)
Biological process (GO): trichome morphogenesis; cytokinin-activated signaling pathway; trichome differentiation
Cellular component (GO): nucleus
Molecular function (GO): DNA-binding transcription factor activity; transcription cis-regulatory region binding
Source: RefSeq, a predicted model, not a curated record